CCGAUGUAGCUUUCUUAGUGUACUGUUUCCAUGUGCUUAUUAAAUGAAUAUGUUGAGGCAAUGCAACGCACUGGUUAGCUAUCUAGGCUUUGUUUCGUGCUAAGUAUCAAUUAGGCUCGUUGCCCUUAACUUGUGCUGUCUGGUGCAGAAAAGACAUGCCUGCCUGCCACAAAACUAGAAAAUCAGGGAAGGAUACAGCUGUGCAGGGAACGAAUGACAGCAGUGUGGUUAGCAAGGUGUCUGCAUCAGUCUACGGUUACUUCCGAGAUGACUUUCAGCGGCGGUUUGUGUGCAAGGUGUCACGGCGAGCACCUCUCAUUAACAGGGGUUAUUAUGUGAGAUGGAGCGCUGUGGAUCAUUGUGUCAGGCAGUUUCUCCAGACCACAUCAAACUGCAGUAGAAGACAGAUGCUGUCACUGGGUGCAGGAUUUGACUCUCUGUACUUCAGACUGCAUGCUGAAGGGGUCUUGGAGAGAGUGACUGUGUUUGAGGUGGACUUUCCAGGUGUAGCCCAGAGAAAAGCAGCCUUGAUAAGAGCUGAUCCUCACUUGAAAGACUGGAAACCUCUCCUGUCCCAUGACUCAGGACCAUUGUACGUAUCUAACGAUCAGUACCGGCUUUUGGGCCUGGACAUCCGUCAGGAGAAGGAGGUGGAGGAAGCCCUGUGUGUUGCAGGGUUUCAGUGGAGUUGCCCAACGCUGCUGCUGUCUGAAGUGGUGCUCACCUACAUGGAGACAGAAGAAUCAGACAGUGUGAUUGGCUGGGCGGCAAGGCUCCUCCCAGAGUCCAUGUUUGUGAUGUACGAGCAGAUCCGCCCUCUUGACCCCUUUGGGAGAGUGAUGCAGGCUCACUUCCUGAAGCUCAACUCUGCCCUGCACGCACUACAGAGCUAUCCUUGCGUGGCAGCUCAAAGACAGAGGUUCUUAAGCAAGGGCUGGGAGGAGUGUGUGUGUUUAGACAUGAACCAGUUCUACCUGGGGCUCGUACCCCAGGAGGAGAGGGACAGAGUGGAGGGACUGGAGCCAUUUGAUGAGUAUGAGGAGUGGCACCAGAAGUGUUCUCACUAUUUCGUCCUCACUGCUUCCAAAGGCUCUUUGACCAGCCAGGCUCUCCUCACCUCGCCCACAGUGGCCCCUGUCCCUGCUCUGAAUCCUCUGCUGGAGCCUGAGCCCCUGAGGGUGAGGCCCUUAUCGGGUGACCUGUGCGUGGAGGGUCUGGGGAUGGCGUCGGCCCUGCUGGAGCCCCACCUCCUCAUGCUGACCGGAGGGUACGGGAGAAGUGGCAGAGAAACGGCCGUCAGGGUCCUCAUCAGAGACCAGGCCGGAUGGAGCUGGGCCUGUGUGGAGACCACCGUGGACUGGGAUGCCCGGCUGUACCACACCAUGACUGCAGUGUCAGGAUUGGGAUCGCUGGUGUUUGGUGGUAGGUCGUCCCCACUGAAGCCUCAUGGGGAUGUUCUCAGCAUGACCUAUGACCUCAGGGAACACACAGAAUCCAGUGCAUCACCUUCAUCAGUGACUGUGUCAUUAAAGGAAAUGGAAUGCAGUGGCUGUCACCCACAAGCAAGAUGGCGGCAUACUGCUACUUUGCUGAAAUAUAAUGACCAAACAUUAUUAUGUGUAUUUGGAGGACGCACAGAGGUGGAGCCAGUCUUGGGUGAUGUCCACUUCCUUGAUGUGGAGACCAAGCACUGGACAGAGGUUCCAGUGGAGGGCAUCUUCCCUGAAGCUCGGCAUUCGCACUCCGCGUGUGCCUAUCAGGAAGGUGUGGUCAUAUUCGGUGGUCUGGGAGGAAGAGGAAUUCCUUUAGGAGACACCAUUUUAUUAAAACCCAGCUCUAAAGGUUUCUGCUGGGAGACACUACAGGUGCAUCCUCCUGUUGUACCCAGGUAUUCCCACUCUGCCCAUGUGAUCGGUGAGAGGCUUGUAGUUGUGGGUGGGGUUUGGCUCCAUACGGAGGGUGUACCUGGAGUGGCAGUGAUCCACCUGGGCACAGGUAUCAGUGUGGAGUACCAUCUGGACACUUCUACCAUUCCUUGGCCCCUGAUGUUGCAUUCCUUCUGCUCUGAGCUGCUUGACCAGGACAGGUCAAAGGUCACGCUAAUUGGCGGAGGAGGGAACUGUUUUUCGUUUGGGACCCACUUGAAUAGCCAUCCUGUGACUGUGGACCUGAGUCCAGCACUUUUAGAAUGUACCACUUCACUUGCUGCAGAAGAACUAGGGGAGGGCAUGGCAACGUAGAACUCAGCAUUACAGUCAGAGACUUGUAAAGAAAAGCGGAGAAAAGUGCUUCUUAUUUAAAACCACAAGGCCAAACAA
Messenger RNA from Sardina pilchardus (European sardine), 2318 nucleotides. RefSeq names its product leucine carboxyl methyltransferase 2 (gene lcmt2). Bases 156 to 2240 code for a protein of 694 amino acids. The transcript is spliced from 14 exons. The record is from RefSeq and is a predicted model, not a curated record. Gene Ontology annotation, molecular function: tRNA methyltransferase activity; protein binding. Gene Ontology annotation, biological process: tRNA methylation; wybutosine biosynthetic process. NCBI's taxonomy places the organism in Eukaryota, Metazoa, Chordata, Actinopteri, Clupeiformes, Clupeidae.